Molecule: messenger RNA, 1524 nt
Organism: Macrosiphum euphorbiae (potato aphid)
Lineage: Eukaryota; Metazoa; Arthropoda; Insecta; Hemiptera; Aphididae
Source: the annotation of a GenBank genome assembly
AUGGACUCGGAUGAAGAUGCAUUGAACGAUAUAGACUCUGGAAAUGAAUCUAGUGGAGAUGAUGUGGACUUUGCAAUGGAGGUUGAUGUGCGGCACGAACGUGAAAAAAACCAAGACAUUGAUGAUUUUCCCUUUGAAGUUUUGUCCACAGACAAUAUUGUUCAACACAUGAUUGAUUGCAUCAAAGACGUGAAUACUGUGCUUCAAAUGCCUGCUACAACAACUCGCAUUUUAUUGAAUCAUUUUAAAUGGGACAAAGAAAAGUUAAUGGAACGGUUUUAUGAUGGCGACCAGGAUAAAUUAUUCUCAGAAGCUAGAGUAAUAAAUCCAUUUAAAAGGACUCAACCGAUUAUACAGAGGCCAACGUCUACACGCAGUAGAGGUACUCCUGGAAUGGAAGAUUGUGCUAUUUGCUUUGUAAGGCUUCCAAACAAUAUGAUGACUGGAUUAGAAUGUAAUCAUCGAUUCUGUACACAGUGUUGGACUGAAUAUUUAACAACAAAAAUUAUUGAAGAAGGUGUUGGUCAAACAAUUGCAUGUGCAGCUAGUGGUUGUGAUAUAUUAGUAGAUGAUGCCACUGUUAUGCGAUUAGUCAGAGAUCCGAAAGUUCGAAUGAAAUAUCAACAUUUGAUUACUAAUAGUUUUGUUGAAUGUAACAGAUUAUUACGUUGGUGUCCAUCGCCUGACUGCAAUAAUGUUAUUAAAGCCCAGUAUAUUGAUUCAAAACCAGUGAUCUGCCGAUGUUUGCAUGUAUUUUGUUUUGUGUGUGGAGAAAAUUGGCAUGAUCCUGUUAAAUGUAAUUUAUUAAGGAAGUGGAUAAAAAAGUGUGAUGAUGAUUCAGAAACUUCAAAUUGGAUUGCAGCUAAUACUAAAGAAUGCCCCAAAUGUAAUGUAACUAUAGAAAAAGAUGGUGGCUGCAACCAUAUGGUUUGCAAAAAUCAAAAUUGCAAAACCGACUUUUGUUGGGUAUGCCUUGGCCCAUGGGAACCACAUGGAUCUUCGUGGUAUAACUGUAAUCGGUAUGAUGAAGAAGAAGCUAAAGCUGCUAGAGAUGCUCAAGAAAGAUCUAGAGCCGCAUUACAGAGGUAUCUUUUCUACUGUAAUCGUUAUAUGAAUCAUAUGCAAUCACUUAAGUUUGAACAUAAGCUUUAUGCUAGCGUGAAAGAAAAAAUGGAAGAAAUGCAACAACAUAAUAUGUCAUGGAUUGAGGUCCAAUUUUUAAAAAAAGCUGUUGAUAUAUUAUGUCAAUGUAGACAAACACUCAUGUACACUUAUGUGUUUGCAUACUAUUUGAAGAAGAAUAAUCAAUCAGUUCUUUUUGAGGAUAACCAACGAGACUUAGAAAGUGCUACAGAAACUCUGUCAGAAUAUUUAGAAAGAGAUAUCACUUCAGAAAAUUUAGCCGACAUCAAGCAGAAAGUUCAAGAUAAAUAUCGUUACUGCGAAAGUCGGCGAAAAGUGUUGCUAGAGCAUGUUCACGAAGGUUAUGAGAAAGACUGGUGGGAUUACACAGAAAAGUUGUGA